Messenger RNA from Perognathus longimembris pacificus (Pacific pocket mouse), 1014 nucleotides. RefSeq names its product interleukin 20 receptor subunit beta (gene Il20rb). The record is from RefSeq and is a predicted model, not a curated record. The transcript has 7 exons. Gene Ontology annotation, molecular function: interleukin-20 binding. Bases 91 to 1014 code for a protein of 307 amino acids. NCBI's taxonomy places the organism in Eukaryota, Metazoa, Chordata, Mammalia, Rodentia, Heteromyidae.
AGAUGCUUGAGAUGGACACAAGUCCCCCAUUCUGGAAGGAAAUGACUUUCCAGUCAAACUAAGUCUGCCAGACACAGACAGCCCCUCACCAUGGUUCUGGAAGGAACCUGGACAAGUUUGUUCACGUGGAUUUUCUGCGCUUUGAUUCCAUGCUUGCUCAUGGACCCCGGGGCCCGUGUGCCCGCCCCUCAGAACCUCUCUGUCCACUCGGCCAACAUGAACCAUCGCUUGACCUGGAGCCCGGUGACCGUGUCUGGAGACGCCGCCGUCCGCUACUGGGUGGAGUACCAGGGGGAGUACGAGAGCCUCUACAUGAGCCACAUCUGGAUUCCCAGCCGCUGGUGCUCCCCCACCCCAGGCCCCGAGUGUGAUGUCACGGAUGACAUCACGGCCACGGUACCGUACGGUCUCCGCGUCAGGGCCACCGCGGGCCCAGAGACGUCAGCUUGGAGCGCCCUGAAGCAACCGUUCAACCGGAACUCAACCCGUCUCACCCCCCCCAGGAUGGCCGUCACGAAGGACGGCUCCCACCUGGUGCUGGAACUGGAAGACCUGGGUCCUCAGUGCGAGUUCUUCGUGGUCUAUUGGAGGAACGAGCCGGGGGCCAAGGAACACGCCAAAGUGGUGCGUGGCGCGGGCCUCCCGGUGCACCUGGGGGCCAUGGAGCCGGGCGCGGCCUACUGCGUGAAAGCCCGCACGCGGGUCACGGUGAUCUCGAGGCACAGUGCCUUCGGCCAGGCCCAGUGCGUGGAGGCGCAGGGAGAGCCUCUGCCCCUGGCCCUGGCCCUGUUCGCCUUCCUUGCCUUCGUGCUGUUCCUCGUGGCCCUGCCGUUCUCCGUCUGGAAGAUGGGGCAGCUGCUCCGCUACUCCUGCUGCCCGAUGGCGUCCCUCCCCGACACUCUGAAAAUCACCAACCCAUCCCGGAAGCUGGUGGCCUGCCGGAGGGAGGAGGAGGUGGACGCCUGCGUGCUGGCCGUGCUGUCCCCCGAGGAGGUCUUCGGAGCCUGGAUCUAG